AUGCAGCCCUCGCACUUUCGCCCGCCCAUGGUGACUAGCAACUCCAGCAACUCGAUCGAGUUGCCGCCGGUGCAGUCGGUGACGUCGGGCGCAUUCCCACCGGCCCCGGGGGGCAUGCUCUCCGCGCCGCCCAGUAGACCGGGCAGCGGAAUGCAGAUGGCUCAUCUGCUGCAGCCGAUGCCCCAGGGCCCUCCGUCGCAUCAGCAGCUAACAAGUGCGCCGGGUCCGCCGCCGGGUUCCAUGGCCGGGUCUGUUCCCGGCCCCUCAACCUCGCCGUACUCGCGGUUCUACGAGUCAGGCUCCGGAUCUCCCGCGGAGAGUGGUGUCUUACCAGAUGCUCCUCCGAUGGGUUCGAUGUCAGGUCCCGGCCUGUUCCAGACGAGCCCGAUCGUGCACCAUUCGCAAGCGCAGCAGAAGCGCGCUUAUCGUCAGCGAAGGAAGGAUCCCAGCUGCGAUGCCUGCAGAGAACGCAAAGUCAAGUGUGAUGCGUCGGACUCGGCCAGUUGUACCGAAUGUCAAAACCGGAAGGUCCGGUGUCAAUUCACAAAAGACACCAACCGUCGCAUGUCGACCAUUAAAGUCGUCCAGGACCUGGAGAAGCAACUCCAGAAGACACAGUCACAGCUGGACCGCCUGCGCUCAGAACGAAUGCGUCCCGAUCAUAACACGGCCGAGGUUGAUGAAGCGAGUGCCCAGCCGGUCAUUCGACUACCUGAGAUCGACUACAAACCGACACGCAGGCUACGACCAGCCCUCUCCCAAGACCUGUCAGAGGUCCAAUCAAACCUUCGACAACAUGGCCAGGGAAUACUGAAGUUUCCUACGCCUUAUCAACAGCAACGGUCACAAUCGGUCGUGGGCAAUGACGCUGUUAACCUGCCCCCGAAAGACCUCGCAGACCAUCUGUUAGCUCAAUACUACAACUGCAUCCACUCAGUCCUGCCUGUUUUGCAUUGGCCCAGUUUUAUCGCCGACUUCGAAAAGGUGUACAAAUCCGGCUCGCUUGUGGGAGUUUCGAGUGAAUGGGCGGCCGUACUAUUCGGGGUUCUUGCUUGUGGCGCCAUCCACACUGUCGAGCGGAAACGCGAGCAGGAAGGCAAGGAAUACGUUCGCAUUUCGUGCGGUAUCAUUGAUGUCUGGCAAGACAACUUCAACCUGGACCGAGCGCGGGCCGCUUUGUUGGCCAGUAUCUUCUUAUACGAAGUCAAUUCCAAAUCAGCGAGUUGGGUCUGGAUUGGUUCUGCAGUGCGUGUGGCCCAAGAGAUUGGGUUGCACAUCGAAUCCGGUCCAUGGUCACCCGUUGAAGGCGAGAUGCGGAAGCGUCUGUGGUGGGGUUUGUAUACCUGGGAUAGACUUCUCGCUCUCGAAAUGGGAAAGCCUGUUUUGAUAAAUGACCAGGACUGCGAUAUCGAUCUUCCUUGCCCCGUUGAUGAUCAGUACAUUACAGAAGGAGGUGGCAUCCCGGAAGGCCAGCAGACAAUACCGCUGCUCGCCACAAUUCACGUCGUCCGCUCUCUUGGCCAGCUCACUCGAACCUUACGAUGGACUACUCUCAGCCCAGAGACUCUCGAGACCUUUGAACGACACUUCAGCACAUGUCUUGCCAUAUUCCCCCCUCAUCUCCACCCGGCCAACGACCAAGAUCUCGAUCCCCGAUCCUUAGCCCCCGUUAUCUACUUACACAACGCACGUCUUCUCCUCUACCGCCAUAAUAUCUCCCCUUACUGCCAGCCUCCAGUCCGCGCCCUAGCUAUGGACCGCUGUGUUUCGGUGGCAAUCGACACCGCCAAUAUCCUCUCUCGCUGCAUGCGAUCCCACCCCGAUUCCGACUGGUGCACUCUGUUUGCCUCUGCCGCAGGAACACUGCUUUGCACCCACAUCUGGCGCUGCGCGCUUUUCCUUCUUUUCCAGCAACAAUUUGGACCAGCACUGUCCUGCGUGAAGGCGAGUGUUGCAGUUGGCGAUGAUCGCGCUAUCAACGCAUCAUGUGGACGUUACUUGGCAUUCUUCAUUCAGCGACUCCUUGACCAUCUUCAACGAGGCGAAGUCACCCUUGAGCAGGAUGAAGAAUUGAUCGCGUACGUCUCGGGUGAUAUGCAAGGAACGAGCGAUGGUAGCUGGGUUUGGCAGGGUAGUGAGACCGGCUCACAGCUCGAGGCCGUGUCCUCAACAGAGAGUGCCCCGGAACCACCAGGGCCUGAAAAGGACUGGCCCGGAUGGGCAUGGAUCGAGCAGACGGUACAGUACCUACAUGACGGAAAGCAACGACAGUACCAGCUUCAGCUCGAGCAGCAGCAACGUCUGGAAGGGCAGCAUAAGCAGCAACGGGAGCUGGAAGCUUCGCAUCACAAUCAACAAAUGGAGGUUGACCGCCGCGAUGUCAACUUGGAACCGAGACCGGCCUCGUCUUUGCUUCAGCCUGAGCGCCCGGCUUCAGAAGAAGACAGACGGUCCAGUUCGGCCCACUCUCGCAUGACGAUUGCUAAUAUUAUCUGA
Penicillium argentinense is the source of this 2496-nucleotide messenger RNA. Its product is annotated as transcription factor domain-containing protein. The transcript is spliced from 2 exons. Gene Ontology annotation, molecular function: DNA-binding transcription factor activity, RNA polymerase II-specific; DNA binding; zinc ion binding. Gene Ontology annotation, biological process: DNA-templated transcription; regulation of DNA-templated transcription. Lineage: Eukaryota; Fungi; Ascomycota; Eurotiomycetes; Eurotiales; Aspergillaceae. The record is from RefSeq and is a predicted model, not a curated record. The coding region runs from base 1 to 2496 and encodes 831 amino acids.